AUGCCUCUUCCAUCAAUAGAUGUAUAUAGUUUAGUCCAAGAGCGUUUAAGAAAAGGUCCUCAAAAUAAAGGGGAAGGGAAUGUUUUCAUGUUUUACCUUAAAAUUUAUAGAAAAGAACAUAGAGAUAGAAUUUUUAAUCUGUCAAGUAGACGUGUAUCUGAAAUUGCCGGCGAUUCGUGGUCUCAAGAGCCAGAAGAUGUUAAAGAUAUUACAAAAAGAAAUUCGAGGAGUUUAAGAAAUGUUUUAAAGAGAAUCCCACUUUAUCAAGAUUCUGAUUAUCCUAUCCCUCAACUUGAGAAUACAUAUUCAAAUUCUUCUAAUAUUAGUCCACCUGUUUAUCCUAUUCCUCAACUUGAGAAUACAUAUUCAAAUUCUUCUAAUACUAGUCCACCUGCUUAUCUUAUUUUUCAACUUGAGAAUACAUAUUCAAAUUCUUCUAAUAUUAGUCCACCUUAUCAAGAUCCUUCUUAUCCUAUUUCUCAACUUGAGAAUACAUAUUCAAAUUCUUCUAAUACUAGCCCACCUGUUUAUCCUAUUUCUCAACUUGAGAAUACAUAUUCAAAUUCUUCUAAUACUCGUCUACCUGCUUAUCCUAUUCCUCAAAUUGAGAAUACAUAUUCAAAUUCUUCUAAUACUAGUCCACCUUAUCAAGAUCCUGCUUAUUCUAUUUCUCAACUUGAGUAUACAUAUUCAAAUUCUUCUAAUACUAGUCCACCCUAUCAAGAUCCUGCUUAUCCUAUUUCUCAACUUGAGAAUACAUAUUCAAAUUCUUCCAAUACUAGCUUACCUUAUCAAGAUUUUGCUUAUUCUGAUACAGAUUCAAACAUUCCUAACACUAUUUACACUGGCUCUCAACAUGUAAACAUUGGCCAAAAUUCUUUAUGUAUUUAUCAAGAUUCUGAUUAUCCUAUUUCUCAACUUGAGAGUAAAGAUUCAAACUUUCCUAACACUAUUUGUUUUAGCCCGCUUCAUCAAGGUUUUACUUAUUCUAAUUCUCAACUUGAUUCAAAUUCUCCCAACACCAUUGUUGAUUAA
Molecule: messenger RNA, 1035 nt
Organism: Diversispora eburnea
Lineage: Eukaryota; Fungi; Glomeromycota; Glomeromycetes; Diversisporales; Diversisporaceae
Source: the annotation of a GenBank genome assembly